AUGAGUGAAAGCAAGGGGAAAUGUCAAAAAAAGCAGAGGACACAGCCUGUGCCAAAAACUAUUGACUAUGUUGAUGAGGGUAAUCCUACUUUCACAUGUGAAUAUUGUAAAGCAAAAAUGUGGUACGGCGAACGACUCGAACGGAAGAAAAGGACAAAGAAGAACCCUGUUUUCUCUCUUUGUUGUGGUCAGGGACAAGUGAAGUUGCCUCUUCUUAAAGAAAGCCCCUUGCUUAUAAGGCAGCUAUUGUUCGGGGAUGAUGAAACGAGCAAGUAUUAUCAAGAUAAUUUGAGAGCUAUUAAUAUGCUGUUCUCUUUUACCUCUCUUGGUGGAAAAGUUGACCGCUCAAUGCCAAAAGGACAUGGACCACAGCCAUUCCAACUUCAUGGUGAAAACAUGCAUUUGAUGGGAAGUAUGAAACCGGAUGAAGGUGAUUCAGCAAAGUUGUUUCUCAGUUGUACAUUGUUGACACUGAAAAUGAGGCUGAUGAUAGAGAUUCUCAAAUACAAGAAAGCUGCUGACAAGGAAAGAAAACAUAAUCUGAGAAAGAAAAUUAUCGAGCUCCUUAUAGAGAUGUUGGACGAAGUUAAUCCCUAUGUGAAGCAGUUUCGAUCUGCACGUGAACGUUUUGGAAUUUCUGGAGCAGAAAAAUUUCAUAUGAGGAUUGUGAGCAAUCGUGAGAAAGAUGGAAGGACAUUUGAUACUCCAACUGCCUCGGAGGUAGCUGCUUUAAUACCUGGUGAUUUUAAUUUAGAGAUGGAUAAGCGUGAUAUUACUGGGAAUAAAAAAAGGAGCCACACCAGCUACAGAGAAGCUGAAGAGGGACCACAUCAGCAUGAGACAGUGUUUUUGGUUGAUGCUUUCACUACCAUUGAGACGAACAGGUUAAGUUAUUUGAGGCAGAAUCAGACAUGUUUGAGGUCUGAUGGUUAUGACUCUAUAAAGCAGUCAGAGAACCAAGGAAAAAAAGAUAUGAGUGACCAAGGACAGCGAUUUUUUCUGCCAGCUUCUUUUACCGGAGGACCAAGGUACAUGAAGAAUAACUAUCUAGAUGCUAUGGCCAUUUGCAGACAUUUUGGUUUUCCAGAUCUUUUCAUCACAUUUACAUGCAAUCCAAAAUGGCCAGAGAUUACUAGAUAUUUGUCUCAGCGUAAAUUGAAGACAGAAGACAGGCCAGAAAUUGCUUGCAGAGUUUUUAAAAUGAAGUUGGAUUCUCUGAUGGAAGAUUUAACUGAUAAUGAGAUAUUAGGGAAAACCGUUGCAUCGAUGUUUACUGUUGAGUUUCAGAAGCGGGGUCUGCCUCAUGCUCAUAUACUGUUGUUCAUGCAUCACAGUUCUAAGUUCCCUACUACUGAUCACAUCGACAAUAUCAUUUCUGCAGAGAUUCCAGACAAAUCGAAAGAGCCAGCACUUUAUGAAGUUGUGAAAGACACUAUGAUUCAUGGUCCUUGUGGAAUUGUUAAUCCGAAUUCACCUUGCAUGGAGAAUGGCAAGUGUUCUAAGCUAUAUCCGAAAUCACAUGGUGACAAAACGACUGUAAACAAAGAAGGGUUUCCAGUUUACAGGAGAAGGGAUAAUGAUCGUUUUGUUGAUAAGAAUGGUUUCAAGUGUGACAACAGAUAUGUGAUACCUUAUAACAAGGAUCUUUCACUUAAAUACAGAGCUCAUAUUAAUGUGGAGUGGUGCAAUCAAUCAGGGUCUAUUAAAUACUUAUUCAAGUAUAUUAAUAAGGGUCAGGACAAGAUUACUAUCGCUGUUGAGCCAACAAAGAGAGGAGCUUCAGAGAACAAUGAAACCGGCCAGACUUCAAAGGAAGAGAAUAAAAAUGAAAUUAAGGACUUUUUCAAGGGCAGAUAUGUAUCUGCUUGUGAAGGUGCAUGGAGGAUUUUGAAGUUUCCCAUUCAUUACAGAUCAGUACCAGUUGAGAAGAUUUCAUUCCAUCUACCAGGGAAGCAAAUCGUUGUAUUCAAAGACGAUGACACCUUUGAGGAAAUUACAAGUCGUGUGAUGAUUACCAACACAAUGUUUUUGGGUUGGUUUGAGCUGAACAAGGUUAGUGCUGUUGCUAGGAAGCUUACUUUAGCAGAAAUUCCUACAAUGUUUAUUUGGGACAAAAAGUCGAAGAAGUGGAAAGACAGGAAACGAGGUUUCAGCAUAGGCAGAAUUAAUUAUGCACCACGUAGUAUUGAAGAAGCUUAUUAUCUACGUGUGUUGCUGAAUAUUGUUCGAGGCCCAACAUGUUUUGAUGACAUAAAAACAUAUGAGAAUGUCCUUUACCCGACCUACAAAGAGGCCUGUUUUGCGAGGGGUUUAUUAGCAGAUGAUCAAGAAUAUAUUGAUGACAUUAUCAGGACAAGCUUCUCAAGUUCUGCUUCUUACAUGCGGCAUUCUUUUACUGUCAUGCUUAUGUCCAACAGUCUAUCAAAACCAGAAAGAGUUUGGGAGGAGACAUGGGAGAUUCUUUCUGAAGAUAUUCAGUAUAAUCAAAGAAAUCAUUUUAACAGACCAGGAUUGUGCCUUAGUGAUUCUGAAAAAAAAGAAGGUGCUCUUAUUGAGAUUGAGAAGAUCUUGAGAAGUAAUGGAACUUCGCUAGAUAACUGGGAUAAAAUGCCAAAACCCUUUCGCGACGUCAACGCUUUUCAGAAUGUGUUGAUAAUGGAUGAGAAGAGAUAUGACCGAGAUGAGUUAAGAAAGGCACAUGACAGUGGUGUUUUCUUUGUUUAUGGAUUUGGUGGAACCGGGAAAACCUUUUUGUGGAAAUUAUUAUCUGCUGCUAUUAGAUCCAGAGGAGAGAUUGUUUUGAAUGUUGCUUCAAGUGGUAUUGCUUCACUUUUGUUACAAGGAGGAAGGACUGCACAUUCAAGAUUCGGUAUACCAAUAAAUCCUGAUGAUUUUACUCUGUGCAAUCUGACUCCAGGGACUGAUGCUGCUGAUUUGGUGAAAGAAGCUUCUCUUAUCAUUUGGGAUGAAGCACCAAUGAUGAGCAGACAUUGUUUUGAUCACUUGAUAGGAGUUUAG
This is a messenger RNA of Raphanus sativus (radish), 3018 nucleotides long. RefSeq lists its product as uncharacterized. Gene Ontology annotation, biological process: DNA repair; telomere maintenance. The transcript is spliced from 9 exons. The record is from RefSeq and is a predicted model, not a curated record. The coding region runs from base 1 to 3018 and encodes 1005 amino acids. Gene Ontology annotation, molecular function: DNA helicase activity. Lineage: Eukaryota; Viridiplantae; Streptophyta; Magnoliopsida; Brassicales; Brassicaceae.